Molecule: messenger RNA, 2006 nt
Organism: Microcebus murinus (gray mouse lemur)
Lineage: Eukaryota; Metazoa; Chordata; Mammalia; Primates; Cheirogaleidae
Source: RefSeq, a predicted model, not a curated record
UUUUUUUUUUCCUUUGCUUAGAAACUCCCAGUAUUGAAAAGCUACUCUCAAAGGACUGGAAAGACAAGCUUCUUGCAAUGGGAUCAGGGAACUUUGGCGAAAUAAAAGGGACUCCCGAGAGCCUAGCUGAGAAAGAGAGGCAACUCAUGGGCAUGAUCAAUCAGCUGACCAGUCUGCGAGAGCAACUAUUGGCUGCCCACGAUGAACAGAAGAAACUAGCUGCAUCUCAGAUUGAGAAGCAGCGCCAGCAAAUGGAGCUGGCUAAGCAGCAACAAGAACAGAUUGCAAGACAACAGCAGCAGCUUCUGCAGCAACAACACAAAAUCAAUUUGCUCCAGCAACAGAUCCAGCAGGUUCAAGGUCAGCUGCCGCCAUUAAUGAUUCCUGUAUUCCCUCCUGAUCAACGGACACUGGCUGCAGCUGCCCAGCAAGGAUUCCUUCUUCCUCCAGGCUUCAGCUAUAAGGCUGGAUGUAGUGACCCUUACCCUGUUCAGCUGAUCCCAACUACCAUGGCAGCUGCUGCGGCAGCAACACCAGGCUUAGGCCCACUCCAACUGCAGCAGUUAUAUGCUGCCCAGCUAGCUGCAAUGCAGGUAUCUCCAGGAGGGAAGCUCCCAGGCAUACCCCAAGGCAACCUUGGUGCUGCUGUAUCUCCUACCAGCAUUCAUACAGACAAGAGCACAAACAGCCCACCACCCAAAAGCAAGGAUGAAGUGGCACAGCCACUGAACCUAUCAGCUAAACCCAAGACCUCUGAUGGCAAAUCACCCACAUCACCCACCUCUCCCCAUAUGCCAGCUCUGAGAAUAAACAGUGGGGCAGGCCCCCUCAAAGCCUCUGUCCCAGCAGCGUUAGCUAGUCCUUCAGCCAGAGUUAGCACAAUAGGUUAUUUAAAUGACCAUGAUGCUGUCACCAAGGCAAUCCAAGAAGCUCGGCAGAUGAAGGAACAACUUCGGCGGGAACAACAGGUGCUUGAUGGGAAGGUGGCUGUUGUGAAUAGUCUGGGUCUCAAUAACUGCCGGACAGAAAAGGUCAGUUCAUCUGAUGCGUUUUCAGGUUAUUUAAAUGACCAUGAUGCUGUCACCAAGGCAAUCCAAGAAGCUCGGCAGAUGAAGGAACAACUUCGGCGGGAACAACAGGUGCUUGAUGGGAAGGUGGCUGUUGUGAAUAGUCUGGGUCUCAAUAACUGCCGGACAGAAAAGGAAAAAACAACACUGGAGAGUCUGACUCAGCAACUGGCAGUUAAACAGAAUGAAGAAGGAAAAUUUAGCCAUGCAAUGAUGGAUUUCAAUCUGAGUGGAGAUUCUGAUGGAAGUGCUGGAGUCUCAGAGUCAAGAAUUUAUAGGGAAUCCAGGGGGCGUGGUAGCAAUGAACCCCAUAUAAAGCGUCCAAUGAAUGCCUUCAUGGUGUGGGCUAAAGAUGAACGGAGGAAAAUCCUUCAAGCCUUUCCUGACAUGCACAACUCCAACAUCAGCAAGAUAUUGGGAUCUCGCUGGAAAGCUAUGACAAACCUAGAGAAACAGCCAUACUAUGAGGAGCAAGCCCGUCUCAGCAAGCAGCACCUGGAGAAGUACCCUGACUACAAGUACAAGCCCAGGCCGAAGCGCACCUGCCUCGUGGAUGGCAAAAAGCUGCGCAUUGGCGAAUACAAGGCAAUCAUGCGGAACAGGAGGCAGGAAAUGCGGCAAUACUUCAAUGUUGGGCAACAAGCACAGAUCCCCAUUGCCACCGCUGGUGUCGUGUACCCGGGAGCCAUCACCAUGGCUGGAAUGCCCUCCCCUCACCUGCCCUCAGAGCACUCGAGCGUGUCUAGCAGCCCAGAGCCUGGGAUGCCUGUUAUCCAGAGCACUUAUGGCGUAAAAGGAGAGGAGCCACAUAUCAAAGAAGAGAUACAGGCUGAGGACAUCAACGGAGAAAUUUAUGAUGAGUACGAUGAGGAAGAGGAUGACCCGGAUGUAGAUUAUGGGAGUGACAGUGAAAACCAUAUUGCAGGACAAGCCAACUGA